AUGGCUGUCUACACCAAUACAUACGCCCCUCCCCCGCCGCCUGCUGAAUUGCCGAAAGACAUUCAUCUCCACACCAAGCCGAAGGAGUAUGAUUUCAACUUUCUCUUUCCUGUUAGACUCCUCAAGUUGGACACGGUGGAGUUGAGACCUAUGGUGAAUACGCUCUCGUACGCUAUAUUCACCGAACCGCCCGGGUCCACAAAGAAGGUCGAAGCGGAAGGCUAUGUAUAUGCUGGGAGUAUCGCUCUGGCGGGGUGUAGCCUCCUCCUCCACUCCGUCCUCGACCUCCCUCCCCAAAGCGGCCUCGGUCUACGCAGAUGCCAGUGGCUCUGCAGCUCUCUAAAUCAACCCAGCAGAUCGGCAACUCUGAGGAUGGGCUUCAAGCACGAAGGGGUGCAGAGGGCCAGGAAGGUGGUGCCUGCGGGGAAGGAAGGCGCUCGUCGAGGGAGGAAGGGAGAGGGAGUGAAGAGGGGAGAGUGUGAUGCGAGGGAUGAUUGGGUGUUUGGCUUGGUUUGGUAUGAGUGGGAGCAGGGGUAUUGA
This is a messenger RNA of Cryptococcus amylolentus CBS 6039, 540 nucleotides long. RefSeq lists its product as hypothetical. The transcript has 3 exons. Gene Ontology annotation, molecular function: protein N-terminal-serine acetyltransferase activity; protein-N-terminal-alanine acetyltransferase activity. NCBI's taxonomy places the organism in Eukaryota, Fungi, Basidiomycota, Tremellomycetes, Tremellales, Cryptococcaceae. The coding region runs from base 1 to 540 and encodes 179 amino acids. The record is from RefSeq and is a predicted model, not a curated record.